AUGACCAGUCUCUUCAAAGUAAGCAAAGUAAGCGAAGUGAGAGAAGUAAGCGAAGUAAACGAAGUGAGAGAAGUAAGGGAAGUAAGGGAAGAAUCCGAGGCUUCAAACUUAUUAAAAAAAGUAGAAAAUAAUGAAAUCGACACCAACCUGUGGCAAACCGAUUACGAAGAAUCUGAUAUAAAAACAUGCGAAAGAAUACUUAAUGAAAUUAAGCCUACAGAACUAGAAAAAAGAGAUUUGAAUGAUAUUAAGAAUGAUUAUAAUAAUAGUAACAACAAAAGCGAAUUCAUUAAAAGCUUUCUAGAAACCUGGUUCAAGGAAAGAGCAGGAACGCUCAUAAAAAAGGACAGAAGCAUUACGAAAGAUGAAGUUAAACUUAAAAGGUUCAAGUUUCUUCUUUUAGAAGGAUAUAUUAUUAAUUGUAAUCCUGGUAAUAAAGAGUAUUUAAAAAAGUAUCGACAAAUAUGUUACCAAAGACUUGUCACGCUCCAUGAUUUACUCGGAAAUAAAAUCUUAGAACUUCCAAUGCCAACCACCUUUUUCGCAAAACAUAGUAG
Dentiscutata erythropus is the source of this 557-nucleotide messenger RNA. The record is from the annotation of a GenBank genome assembly. NCBI's taxonomy places the organism in Eukaryota, Fungi, Glomeromycota, Glomeromycetes, Diversisporales, Gigasporaceae.